This is a messenger RNA of Pecten maximus, 1655 nucleotides long. RefSeq names its product battenin-like. The record is from RefSeq and is a predicted model, not a curated record. Gene Ontology annotation, biological process: regulation of intracellular pH; lysosome organization. The coding region runs from base 105 to 1469 and encodes 454 amino acids. Gene Ontology annotation, cellular component: lysosome; membrane. The transcript has 15 exons. Lineage: Eukaryota; Metazoa; Mollusca; Bivalvia; Pectinida; Pectinidae.
CCUAGAAAAUUGAGGUGGAAUCUCGGAAUGAUGAUGGCAACAGCUGACAGACAAAUAAAGACAACAGUUGUCAGUCAUAGCUUAAGAUUAGAAUAUAAAAUGUAAUGGAACAUACUGAUGCCCGUGAAGUUGAGUCGUCAGACUCCACAUGUUCAGAAAUACAUGAAGAAGAAAACGAUUCAGUCUCAAAAACUGAAGAUAAUUCGGAAACUCCAACUCAAGAAACUUCAACGAUGCCUAACGAUAUACCACAUAGGAAAAGAAAUUUAUUUGGAUUUUGGUGGCUUGGCUUGUGUAACAACUUUGCCUAUGUUAUCAUGCUAAGUGCUGCCCAUGAUAUUCUUAGAGAGCAGGGAGGAGGAGAAGGCCACUCCAACACCAGUUCCAAUACUACAACCCCAGCUCCUGUGAACAGUAGCUAUGAGCGGCUUCACUGUAAUCCAAUAUCAACUGGGGCAAUCCUUUUGGCCGACAUAUUACCAACUUUACUCAUCAAACUAACAGCACCCUUUUAUGUUGAACGACUAAGUUAUAGAUUUAAGGUUUCCACGGUGACUGUAUUUUGCCUACUGAGUUUUGUAUUGGUGGGAUUUUCUGGAGGAAUCUGGAUGAGCAUUACAGGUGUGGUGUGUGCCAGUAUUGGAGGUGGACUAGGGGAGGUAACCUAUCUCAGCUACUCAUCAUUUUUCCACAGGAAUGUGGUAUCAGCAUACUCGUCGGGAACAGGUGGUGCUGGUGUGUUUGGGGCCCUGGUGUAUGCGGGACUGACCAGUGCUGGACUAUCUCCUAAAGCCACCACACUGUGUAUGGUCAUCAUUCCAAUUAUUAUGGCUGUCAAUUUUUUCCUGGUGAUCAAAAAGCCCCAAGGACAUUCUACCCGAGAGUCUGCAGACAGUUCGUUAUUGCUGAUGGAGGAAGCUAAAAAGUCCGAGAGAUUGGUGUUAUCAGCAAAACAGAAAAUAGCCCUGCUUGUGCCGUUGUUGAAGUACAUGGUGCCCCUAAUGCUUGUGUAUUUUGCUGAGUAUUUCAUCAAUCAGGGUCUACAUGAAAUUUUGUAUUUCAACAAUAUCUGGCUGACUAAAUCAGAGCAAUACAGAUGGUAUCAGGUUGACUACCAACUUGGCGUGUUUAUAUCAAGGUCGUCAGUGAAUUUGAUUGAAAUAAAAAGACUGUGGCUUUUACCUAUCCUCCAGUUUAUCAACAUGGGCCUCCUCCUGUUACAAGUAUUUUACCAGUUCAUACCAAGUAUAUGGAUUGUACUAGGCAUCGUCCUGUAUGAGGGUCUUCUAGGAGGAGCUGCAUUUGUCAACACUUUCUUCAGGAUUUCCAAGAAGGUAGAGCCAGAAUACAGAGAGUUUAGUAUGGGCAUAGCCACGGUGGCCGAUUCCUUAGGUAUUGCAGUAGCCGGUGCUGUAACCAUUCCAAGUCAUAACAGCAUUUGUGCCCUCAACAUUCUUGUUCCCAAAUAAUCUUGGAUUUUUUACCACUUUCUGAUACUUAAUUAAUGUGAUAUUGUUAUAUAUACACACAUAAAGAUCGUGAUAUUGUUAUAUAUACACACAUAAAGAUCGUUGAAGAUCUGAUGAUUAUCCCUUUGUCCAUACUCGUAUUUUUUUAAUGGCAAAAUAUCAUUUUAAUAUUUUGAGGUGUUAAAU